Messenger RNA from Drosophila santomea, 1014 nucleotides. RefSeq names its product fas-associated death domain protein (gene Fadd). The record is from RefSeq and is a predicted model, not a curated record. Gene Ontology annotation, biological process: signal transduction. Lineage: Eukaryota; Metazoa; Arthropoda; Insecta; Diptera; Drosophilidae. Gene Ontology annotation, molecular function: protein binding. The coding region runs from base 98 to 817 and encodes 239 amino acids. The transcript has a single exon.
CAUGCGGUCAUACUAAUCAAUGAGUGAUACAUUUUAACAACUUUGGAUCGCUGGAAAUACCGUCUCCUUCAGUCUAAGACUCGGUAAAUUAGUCAGGAUGACGGCAGGCAAGCACUGGAGCUACGACAUCCUUAAACAGAUCGCCAUCGAUGGAUGUACCGAGGACGUCGAGGAGUUGAAACUAAUGUUUGCCGAUGAGAUUGGUUCGCGACGCAGAUUGGAUUGCAUACGCUCCAUUCAGGAUCUAAUUGACUGCCUGGAACGAGCGGACGAACUGGCCGAGGACAAAGUAGAGCCACUGCGCCGGAUGUCGACCAAUAUGCCGCAGCUUAUCGAGGCACUCAAUGGCUACACACCGCCGGAAAACUCUCGCACACAUCCGGUGAAUCUCUACCAGGAACUCCGAUUGGCCGAGGAACUGCGCCAGCAACUCCGGAUUGGUCCAGCAUCCCAGGAUGCUCCACCAUCAGUUGCGGCUGUAGCUGCUGCAGUACCCACACCAGCAGUUCAAAACUAUGCCACCCCAGCUGCUUUUACGGAUCGCAAACGCACGGCGGUCUUUAAGAAAAUAUCAGAGGAACUGGGACGCUACUGGCGACGACUGGGCCGAUCGGCGGGCAUUGGCGAGGGCCACAUGGACACCAUCGAGGAGCGCUACCCGCACGAUCUGAAGUCCCAGAUUCUGCGACUGCUGCAGCUCAUCGAAGAAGACGAUUGCCACGAUCCCAAGCACUUUCUGGUUCGUCUGUGUCGUGCCUUGGGCGAUUGCGGUCGCAAUGAUCUGCGUAAGAACGUAGAGCAGAUAAUGUCACACUAGAACGCAUUCCUGUGUGGCUUAAACUAAGUUUUAAGUACACAAGAGCUUGCAAUUCAUAUGCAUUUUGUUAUGAUACUAGUUAUUAAUGCGCUGGAAGGCAACAAAGCGAUGCCUUCAUUGUAAUUGUUCAUAUUCUAUUUCUUAAGUAAUAAUGCUUAGCAGUAUCAUAAAAUAAAUCAAAUGUGUAAUAUAAUAAA